Neomonachus schauinslandi (Hawaiian monk seal) is the source of this 2344-nucleotide messenger RNA. It is a transcript of the gene GSR, whose product is annotated as glutathione-disulfide reductase. NCBI's taxonomy places the organism in Eukaryota, Metazoa, Chordata, Mammalia, Carnivora, Phocidae. Gene Ontology annotation, biological process: cell redox homeostasis; glutathione metabolic process; cellular response to oxidative stress. Gene Ontology annotation, cellular component: cytosol; mitochondrion. Gene Ontology annotation, molecular function: NADP binding; flavin adenine dinucleotide binding; glutathione-disulfide reductase (NADPH) activity. Bases 12 to 1571 code for a protein of 519 amino acids. The record is from RefSeq and is a predicted model, not a curated record. The transcript is spliced from 13 exons.
CUUCCGCGUGCAUGGCCCUGCUGCCCCGGGCCCUGAGCGCGAGCGCCAGGCGGAGCUGGCCGCGGGCGGCGCAAGCUUUCCCCAGCUUCCCGCUGCCUCCGCCGCGGCGCACCCGCGCCCUCUCCCGCGCCAUGGCGUGUAGGCAGGAGCCGCAGCCGCAGCGCCCGCCGCCCGCCGCCGGCGUCGCGGCCUCUUACGACUACCUGGUGAUCGGGGGCGGCUCGGGCGGGCUGGCCAGCGCGCGCAGGGCGGCCGAGCUGGGCGCUAGGGCCGCCGUGGUGGAGAGCCACAAGCUGGGCGGCACAUGCGUGAAUGUUGGAUGUGUACCCAAAAAGGUAAUGUGGAACACAGCUGUCCACUCUGAAUUCAUGCACGAUCACGUUGAUUACGGCUUUCAAAGUUGUGAGAGUAAAUUCAAUUGGCGUGUCAUAAAGGAAAAGCGUGAUGCCUAUGUGAGCCGCCUGAAUACCAUCUAUCAAAAUAAUCUAACCAAGUCCCAUAUAGAAAUCAUCCAUGGUCACGCAGCGUUCACGUGUGAUCCCGAGCCCACAGUAGAGGUCAAUGGGAACAAAUACACUGCUCCUCACAUCCUGAUUGCCACAGGUGGUGUGCCCUCACGUCCUCAGGAGAGCCAGAUUCCCGGUGCUUGCCUAGGAAUAACCAGUGAUGGAUUUUUCCAGCUGGAAGAAUUGCCUGGCCGCAGUGUCAUUGUUGGUGCGGGCUACAUUGCUGUAGAGAUAGCUGGGAUUCUUUCCGCUCUGGGCUCAAAGACAUCACUAAUGAUACGGCAUGAUAAGGUACUUAGAAAUUUUGAUUCAAUUAUCAGUUCAAACUGCACUGAAGAGCUGGAGAAUUCUGGCAUAGAGGUCCUGAAGUACUCACAGGUCAAGGAAGUUAAAAAGACUUCCUCAGGCUUGGAAGUGUGCAUGAUUACUUCAGUUCCUGGUAGGAAACCCACCUUGACCACAAUUCCAGAUGUUGACUGCCUCCUAUGGGCCAUUGGGCGGGACCCAAACUCCAGUAGCCUGAAUUUAAACAAAGUGGGGAUUCAAACUGAUGACAAAGGUCAUAUCAUAGUAGAUGAAUUCCAGAAUACCAGCAUAAAAGGCAUCUAUGCAGUUGGGGACGUGUGUGGAAAAGCUCUUCUUACUCCAGUUGCCAUAGCUGCUGGCCGAAAACUUGCCCAUAGACUUUUUGAAUGCAAAGAAGAUUCCAAAUUAGACUAUGACAACAUCCCCACGGUCGUCUUCAGCCACCCCCCGAUUGGGACAGUGGGACUCACGGAAGAUGAGGCCAUUUAUAAAUAUGGAAAAGAAAAUGUGAAGACCUAUUCAACCACCUUUACCCCGAUGUAUCACGCCGUUACCAAAAGGAAAACAAAAUGUGUGAUGAAAAUGGUUUGUGCCACCGCAGAGGAAAAGGUGGUUGGGAUCCAUAUGCAAGGAAUCGGGUGUGAUGAAAUGCUGCAGGGUUUUGCUGUUGCAGUUAAAAUGGGAGCAACAAAAGCUGACUUUGACAACACGGUUGCUAUUCACCCUACCUCUUCAGAAGAACUGGUCACGCUUCGUUGAAAACCCAGAGACUUGUAUGGUGGGCAGCUGGACCAGGAGACCCAAAAAGAACCAAAUUACCAUGUUUACUUACCACCGUUCCCAUUUUAUGUAUUUCUUUAUUGUAAUCAGGAAAUUCUGAUAGUGGAAAUUUUCAGUGUGUAGUAGGACUUAUGUAAUUAGAAAGUUGUUUUGUCAUCCAGGGUUAAUUUUCAUUUGAUUGUACCUCACAGUAAUCAAUAUUUUAAAGUUUGGGGUUUUUUUUAAUUUUUUAUUGACAGCUCUGUGCUAGCUGGUUUUUUGUUUUGUUCUGUUUUGUUUUUGUUUGAGCCUCCUCCCAGCUAAAAAACUAUAUGAAGUACAGUUAAUUAAGGUGUUUGAAUGACUAUCGCUUGCUGAUUUUUAUAGAUGAAGAUGACAGCAGGUCUGCAUAUUGCAAAGCUGCUUCAACAAUGUGACCUUUCUCCAAAAGCGUGUGACAUGAGAGACCGCUUUCCUACUUUAUUUCUUUUGCUUUAAAUGAUUAAAAAUCAUGUUCCUUUUAUGAGGUGAAGUACAUCAAACUUGGGAAAGAUUUACACGAGUGAGGGACAUUUUGGCAGUGAUUUCUGCUUUCAGAAGGAGAGGAAUUAAAAGUCUCUUCCUCUGCUGAGAGUUCAUAGUUCAAUGAAUGAUUUCAAGUUUUUUAUGUGCUCUUGUCAUUUUUUUUUCCUGAGAACUAUUUCCAAAAAUCUGAAAAUAAAAUCUUAGCCUUGGGGCGCCUGGGUGGCUCAGUCGUUAAGCGUCUGCCUUCG